Molecule: messenger RNA, 2315 nt
Organism: Daktulosphaira vitifoliae (grape phylloxera)
Lineage: Eukaryota; Metazoa; Arthropoda; Insecta; Hemiptera; Phylloxeridae
Exons: 3
Coding region: 58-2157 (699 amino acids)
Source: RefSeq, a predicted model, not a curated record
UAGCGAUUGUCUUUUUUUUAUAUUAUAAUAAGUAUCAAUUUUUUAAUUGUGUUAAGUAUGUCGUCACUUCGCCAAAAAAUUUUUCUUGUUGGAUUUUUUAAACACCAAAUAACCGGAAGUAAAUUACCUUCAAAUGGUGACUGUUUACGUGUUUUAUUUUAUAAUAUGCGAAUUGCCAAGCUUAACUUUAAUGUCAGUGCAUCAUUGGUUAUUGAAGAAUGUGUUAUAUACUGGAAAAAAGCAAAAAUUCCUACACAAGAACUACAUAAAUGUAAAUUAAAACUACAAAAACUUUAUGAAGUGUGGCAAUCACUCUCCAAAACUAUUAAUAGAACAAGUGAAAGUUUGAAUAAACAGCGAACUGAAUUUAGCGAUUCUUUAAAUGAUUUGUUCGAUAUAGCACAUAGAGAUGCAUUAAUACUUAUUAAGUACGAUGAGGAUAAGCAAUUUUUAAUCAAACAGCGCGAAAAAGGACGAACAGGCUGUAUGGUAGGUAUUGAUAAAAAAGAAGAACUAUUGGAAAAAACACGACAGCUAAGGAUAGAAAAAGAAAACGAAAGAAAACGCAAAUCUGCAGACAUUGGCAUUCCUUCUACUUCAGCGGAGUUUGAUGUUGCCGAUUCUGAGAAUUGUUCAUCUGAUUCGCAAAUUGAUUGCAUCGAAGAAGAAAUAGUUCAAGAACAAGAAAUAAAAAUCUAUGAAAAUCCCACAAAAAGGCCCCGCAAAGAAUUAUUAACCUCUCGACUAUCUGCAGCUUUAGAUAGAUGUAACGUUAGUGGGCGAGAUUGUAUACAUUUAAUUAUGGCUUUUUUGGAUGCUGUAUCUCUAGAUCCAUCGUCUUAUGUUUUAAAUCGGACAUCAAUUUCAAAACAACGGGAACAAUUUCGAAAAAAAAAUUACAUAAGAAUUAAAGAAAAAUUUUCUCAGCUUAAUGACAAAAUAGUAACAAUCCAUUGGGACACUAAAUUACUACAUGAUAUAAGUGGCAAAUCAGUCGAAAGAUUGGCUGUAAUUGCUACAGGUGCUGGUACUGAACAACUUUUAGGUGUUCCAGAAAUACCUGCUGCUACCGGACUUGAAAUGGCAUCAGCUGUAUAUGAUACGUUGGAAAGUUGGAACUUAAUAAAAAAUGUCCAAGCAAUUGGAUUUGAUACUACAGCGUCAAAUACUGGCAGGAUAAAAGGAGCAUGCAUGUUAUUGGAACAAAAAUUAGAAAGGGAUUUAUUAUAUUUUGGCUGCCGACAUCACGUUUCAGAAAUAGUAUUAGCAGCUGUAUUUGGGAAAUCUAAAUUUUCAAUUUCUGGGCCUGAUAUCCCACUAUUUAAAAGGUUCCAAGCUAAUUGGUCCCAAGUAAAUACAAAUAAUUUUGUUCCAGGCAUAAAUAGUUCUGAAAUAAGAAGUGUUGUUGGUGAUGACUUGGAUAAUAUUUUGAAAAAUUAUAAUAUUGCUAUUUAUAAAAAAUAUCCUCGUGAAGACUAUCGUGAGCUUAUUGAUCUUGCAAUCAUUUUUUUGGGUGGAAUACCCCCCGGAGGUAUACAAUUUAAGAAACCAGGAGCCUAUCACAUGGCAAGGUGGAUGGCUAAAGCCAUAUAUGCAUUAAAAAUUUAUUUAUUUCGUACUGAGUUCAAUUUAACUAAAAAUGAAGAAAAAUCAUUAACUCUAUUUACAUGUUUUAUUGUAAAAUGCUACAUUAUAUAUUGGAUUUAUGCACCAGAGGCAAUAUGUGCACCAUUAAAAGAUAUUCAGUUUUUACGAAAAUUGUAUCAAUAUAAAGAUAUUGAUCAAAAUAUCUCUGAGAUAGCUAUUGGAAAGUUAGUCAAUCAUUUAUACUAUUUAACAAACGAAUGUGUAGCUUUUUCAUUGUUUGAUGAUAGUAUAAGUGUUGAUACUAAAAUCAAAAUGGUAGAACAAAUGACAACACUUGCUGAAAUUGACGAAGACAACAAAGACUACCAAAUAAAAAAGCUGUCUUUAAAUUUAAAUCAAGUACCUUUAUUUUUAGAAAAAUGUGUUGAUGAUGUAUUAAUAUCCCUGUUUAAUGGACAUUCAAAAAAUAUUUUUCAACGAUACAAAAUUAAAAAUUUUUACAUAUACACCCAUCUCAGUGGUCAAGCUCUCGCGAAUACCAACAAGGUAAACAAAUUAUUAAGGAGCUAAAAGUAGUAAACGAUUCAGCUGAAAGGGGCAUAAAACUUAUACAAGAUUUCAAUAAAAGUAUAACAAGAAACGAAUCACAAAAACAAUUCUUGUUACAAGUGGUACAAGAUUACAGAACUCAAUAUCCUCAGGCGACAAAAAAAGUUUUGAAUCAGGCG